AUGAAGUUUUGCUUCCCAGAUUUAUAAAGUGAUUUUGAAAAGAAUGUAAAUAUCAUCUAUGGAAUUGGCAAAGAUUAUAUUCCUAACAAGUAUCAUAUACUUAUUCUAAUAUUUAGUCGUCGUAAAACCUUUGCAUCCAUAUUACAAACUCCAGAUCCAACAUUUUAAGAUUCUCAAAUAAAUUAAGCAUAUUAUUUUAAUUAAAUUUAUUAUAAUGACGAAUAAGAAUAUUAAUAAUAAUAUCAUCAGUCAUACAUUAAUUACAAUUAUUAUGCCCAAUAUCAAAUGCUAGAAAUUGAUUAAUAAUAGAGAAAAAGUGGUUAUUGA
Paramecium sonneborni is the source of this 327-nucleotide messenger RNA. NCBI's taxonomy places the organism in Eukaryota, Ciliophora, Oligohymenophorea, Peniculida, Parameciidae. The record is from the annotation of a GenBank genome assembly.